Molecule: messenger RNA, 7500 nt
Organism: Pieris brassicae (large cabbage white)
Lineage: Eukaryota; Metazoa; Arthropoda; Insecta; Lepidoptera; Pieridae
Product: remodeling and spacing factor 1
Exons: 25
Coding region: 178-7257 (2359 amino acids)
Biological process (GO): regulation of DNA-templated transcription
Cellular component (GO): RSF complex
Source: RefSeq, a predicted model, not a curated record
UCGAGUUUUAUUUUAUUAUUUUUGAAAAGAAUAGAAGCUUUCAGUGAUGAAAGAUUAUUGAUAUUUUCGUGAAUCAUGUACAUGUUUUAUACUACUCCAUUAGUUAUAAGAGAAAUUAUUAAAUAUCCUUAGUGUUAUCACACAGCGAUGAUAAGUAAAAUGCAAUAAGUGACGACGAUGGCGUCUGAUGGAGAGACUUCUUGUACGAAUGAUCCUAAUUUUGCUGUUAUCUUUUCAUUUUUAAAAGUUUUUGGAAAAGUGUAUGGCUUGGAAAUACCAACAAUAUCUAAAUUACAGGAAGUAAUAGAGAAUACUGAAGAAGUAUUGGAGCCAUUAAAGGAAUUACAUCUGAGACUUCUGCGUCGCGCUUUGAAAUCUGUACAGAGUUCACGAUGGGAAAAAUAUCUUAUAAAGUUUUGCCACCAACAAUCAUACCAUCAAGAGGCUUGGGAAAUAGAAAGAUUUUCUUAUAAGAAAGCUAGUACUCAGGUCAAACUGAAAGCUUUGAAAUUGUUGCUUGAAUACCAAUUUACUUGCCAUGUAAAGUUCAAGAAUACAGUUAACAACAUAUCUUGUAAGGAGUUGAGACUGGAACCUAUUGGUAGAGAUAAAAAUGGCUGUGUUUACUGGCUUCAAGUAGAUCAGGCAGCCAACUUGUGUUUAUACAAGGAGGAUCAGGAUGAAGAGACUUGGCAACUUAUUGCAAGAACUAGAGAAGAAUUUAAAAAAGUUAUUACUCAGUUAAAAACUGGAGAAGAAAUCUCACUUUCUGCUACAACUAGUGGUAGUAUUGUAAAUAGUGAAGAUUCAAGUAGUAAUGAUAUAACCCAAAAGAAAGAGCCUUUAAAUUCUGGUGAAGUCGAAGAUGAAAAUGAAGAAUUCCUGAGCCCUGAGUCGGAAACAGACCAUGAGAGUGAUAAUCAAAAUGAGCAAAAAUCUCCUGAAAGUAUGAAAAUAACAAAAUGUUCUAAAGACAAUGUAAAUAAUGAUGUAAAUAGUGUAAAUGAUCAAUCUAAUAAUGUAGAAACUAAGGAAACUGUAAAAGACUUAAGCCAGGAUACAUGUAGUGAAAAUGUAAAUCAAUCAAAUGUUAAUGAAGUAUCAGUUGAAAAACAAGACAGUAAAGAAGAUUCCAAUAAGGAAGUUUUGGUAUGCACUGAAUCCACAGAAAAAUUAAGUGUAGAAAGCGAUAUUACAAAUAAAGACCCAGUCACCCUAGAUGAUAAGAAAGAAGACUUAAUGGAAAAAACAUGUGAAGAUAAGACAACGGAUAAGCAUCUUGACAAUGAAAAUGAAACUGUAAGUAAAACUAUAGAAGAACCAGUACUAAUUGUUACAGGAGAAGGUAAUGGUGCUGAUUGUGAAAGCUCUUAUUUUUUUGGAGAGGAAAUAAGUGAACCUGUUAUGUUUAUUUAUGGUGAUGGUUGGGGUUUUGAAAAUGAUACUGGAAAUCCUGAAGUUGAGGAUAAAGAUCAGAGUGAUGAAAUCUCAGAGGAAGAAAAUCCAUCUGAAGAAUGCAAUGGGGAACAUAAAGAGGUGACUAACAAUGAAAAUAAAUUAGGAAAGGGUGUUAAGUUAAAAACAGUGAAAAAAAGAACAUUGAAAAAACAGUCAACUGAUAACAACGAAGUACUUAAUCCAGAUUCUAAAAAACAACGUAAAAGAGAACCUGAAAAAAGCACUUCAAAUUCUAGCACACUCAAUGAAACAAAAGAAAGUUCAGUUAAUGAAAAUACCCCAACGGACCAGGAUAGUGUAAAUAAACCUAAAAAAAAACUUAAAGGUAAGCUUAAGAAGAAACAUAUUCUAAGAAAAAAUGUCAAGGAGAAUGAUAAAAUAAAUUUAGUUGCUGAAACUGAAAAGUGUCAAAAUGGUAAGACCAGUAUUAUUGAGAAGAGAAAAAGCAGUCUGUCUUCUGAGCAUGAUGAAGACGAUCAAACAGAAAGUUUGAAUGAAAAAGAUAAAACUCCUGAACCAGACCUUAAAGAAGACCCUUUACCAUCGAAAAAACUACGCUUAGAACCCACACCUGAUGCAGAUGGAUCACAUUCCAAAGAAACUGAUACUUUAGACAGUAAAAAUGAUAUAAGUAACGAUAAUAUCGAAAAUAAAGAUUUAAAUGUAGAUGAAAAUAAUCAUGAUUCUAUAUCAAAUAGGAAAAAAAUUAAAGCUAAAAAAGGUAAACUCAAAUCGAAGAGAUUCCUUAAGAAUAUAGAUGAAUCAAGUAGGAAUGAUAAACUUAAUGAUGGGAAGAAGCAUAGUAAAGCAUUAAAGAGAUCACUAGUUAAUUCUUCUUUGAGUGACAAAAAUAAAUCAGAAUCUCAAAGUGAAAGUGAAGAAGAUGAACCUCUUAGUGGUGGGAAAAGGUUGAAAAUAAAACCUAAGAAAAUUAUUACCUCAACUAGAAAAAAAGUGGAAGCAAAACAUAUGGUAAAAAGUUCAAGUGAAUCUGAAGAGGAAACACUAUACAGUUUAGCUGGUAAAAAAUCUGCAAAAAAAUUAAAGAAAAAAGGUAACAAUGAUAAACAAAAAUCGAAGUUAGACAAAAGUGAUGAUUUAGAUACACCAGUGAGGCAAUCAAGAAGGAUUGCUCAGAUGAAGAUCAAAGAGGAGGCUGACAGGCGGCAUUUGGAAGAAGUCACCUUACGGGAACUGAAAAUGAUUCAUACAAAAAAGAAUAAAGAUGACGAAGAGGAUUGGAAAGCUAGCGGUAGCAGUUCAGACUCUGAUUGUAAGUUACGGAAAAAACAAAAUAAAUGGAAGGCCUCAGACUCCACUGGUCCAGAUCAAGAUUCGGACUCUGAUGAACCACUGUUUGAACCCCAAUAUGAGCCGGAAUUUGACCUUAAUAAGUCAGACCACGAGUUUUCUCCAGAAUCUGAUUUAGAGAGUGAAGAGCAAGUGGAACCGGUCAAACGAGCUAGAACACUACAAGAAGAAGCAGAUGGCGCUGAUGGCGCUUGUCGCCGUUGCGGCAGCGGUGAGCAGCCUGAGUGGAUAUUGCUCUGUGACAAGUGUGACGCCGGAUACCACGCGAGCUGCCUCAAGCCAAUGCUGUUCCUAAUACCGCAUUCGAACUGGUUUUGUCCGCCCUGUGACCAUGAACUUUUAAUAGAAGCGCUAGAGAAGGAGCUGGUGAAGUACGACGAGUUGGUGGUUCAAGUGGAGGCCGAAAGAGAGAGAAAGCUGCUUGAGGAGCCAAAGAAAGAGAAGAAAGAUGUAAAGGAAGAAGAGAAAGAAGAGAUUGAAGAGAAGUCCGAGGAGGAAUCUGAAGGCAGCGAUAGUUGGUCGUCAUCAUCGUCUUCGGGUGCGGUGUAUCGACUGCGCGCGCGCAAACAGUUGCCUGUUUCCUACCGAUCAAGGGAAUAUGACCGACUGAUCUCAUCCGCCAUUAAGGAAGAGUAUGUAGAACCAACCACAAGUGCCGGAAACCAGGGUCGGGGAAAGGAUAUCUCCACUAUCAUUGAAGCUGCUGAGGAAGAAAAGAUGAAGGCUCAGCGAGUAGCUAUUGAGCAGGGUAAGGCCGUGGAAGCGAAGAAGGCGACUCGCAAACAACGCCGUAAAGCCCGAAAACUUAACUCACUGGACGUGCCUUCAGAGGACGACGACGAAAUUGAUGAGGACUUCAAGGACACUGGUUUAGAGUCGUCUUCGUCUGAAGUGUCAUCUCGUGGCAGUUCUAGCGAAACACCCUCUGACGGGCGAAGAGAAAUGAAAAGUAUAUUGGAAUCAUCGCCCGAUGCGAAGAAGAAGAAGAAAGGUGUAUUCGAUGAAAGUAGCAGUGAAUCGGGCGGAGACAAGGAACACAGUAAAAAAAAACAAAAGAAGCCUCAUUCAUCGAAGAAGCGCGACAAAUCAUCAAAGCGCUCGCGCAAGAGUGGUCUGACGCAAUACGAUGCAGCAGGGAAUGUCAUACGGGCGAGGGUCACGUACGGCGGACUGAGUGACGAGCCAAACGAUUGGUCGCCCAAACAUCGCACCAGGCAAAAGAAGAUUAAUUAUACAGAGAUACCUAAUACCGAGUCGGAGGAUGAAAUGCACAAAUCAAGCGGCAAACACAUGCUGGACAGCUCUGAUGAGUUCAAGAUAGAUGAUUCGGAAAUAAGCUCGGACGAAUCAGCCGGACGGCAAGCUACAGUUGACGAAGAAGAGAAACGGAAAGCCAUUACGGAGCUGAUCAGCAAGACAGCAGUGGUUCCUUUGGAGAAAUUGCCCGAUGACGUCACUAAGGCCAAGACCGAAGAGCUGCAAGCACACCUUGAAGCACAUGCCAACUUAGUGAAGCCCUCUCGAGGUCGCGGCAGCCGUGGCGGACGAGGAAGCCGGGGCGGUCGUGGGCGCGGUCGCGGAUCUCGCCCUGGUGCCUCCACCCCGCCAUCUGACGACGCACUCGCGAAGCUCGUUGGAGUCAAGAUUAAAGAUCUAAGAACGGACAGCACGGUCCUGACUCCUAAUCAAUUGGAAAGAGAAAAGAAACGACAGGAGCGUGAAGCAAAACAAGCAGAAAAAGAAGCGCGACGAAUGGAAAGAAUGCAGAAGAAAGAAGAGAAGGAGAAAUUGAAAGAGCUCAAGGCGAAAGAGAGGGAAGAGAAAAAACAAGCGAAGCUCGCGUUACAAGAGAGUCGACGUUUGAAAAGAGAAAGCGGGCUAACACGCCCUCCCGGUGAAGCGUACAUGGGUCGACCGGAAUAUCCGGGUGGAGGUCCAGAUUAUCCGGGUGCAAGGCCGGAAUAUCCAGGACCAAGGCCGGACUAUCCAGGUUCAAGGCCAGAGUUCCCGGGCGGUCGUCCGCCGGAUUUCCCUGAACGUUAUCAACAUAAUCAACAACCCCGGUUGCAGGUGCGUCCGGAGUUACGCGGCAUGGCCGGAGGUGAGGACCGAAUGGUGAUGAGGCCAGACCAUCAUCACGUUAUGAGAGAAGGGACUCUCUCAGUGGCGGGAUCUCCUCAGCCAUUUGCUCCGGUUUCGGAGGAGCCCAGCAUCAUCACACGGAUGCCGCACGUUCUCAACCACCACUAUAGGGGUCAAAUGAUGUAUCCACCAGGUGGUUCGGGGUACGGUCCACGCGGACAAGGCAUGAUGUAUCAGUUGCACCCGGGGCUCGGGCCGCAAAGCCGGCCUCCAUACCCGCAAUACUACUAUCCUAGAGGAGGCCCACCCGGGGCUAUGCCUCCCCACGGCCCGGCGUCUUCCCCGCAAGGCCCCGUCGCCAAUCCGCCCCACGGCCCACCGGUGUCCUCCCCUCACGGACCCCUUCAGCCUCCCCAUCGACCGCCCGUCUAUCGGCCCCAAGGCCCCCAUCCGACCUCAUACCCCUUGCGCCCGCCUCGGCCUGACUCUCAAGGAUCUGGCCUAUACCCGUCCGGCAUGCACGGGCCUGCCUCGUCGCCCCACGGUCCUAUGUCUCAGUCCCCGCACGGACAUAUGUCGCAAUCCCCCCACGGGCCCAUGUCCCAAUCUCCUCACGCGCCGCAUCUACCCGCCGGGUUAGGGCAGGGACCUCCGCCGUCCUCUCCCCACGGGCCCAACGUACCUCACGUGCAUCCCGCCUCAUCUCCGCUCGGUCCCUCCCCGGGUAUACAAGCAAUCCGAUCCGCGAUGCCCGGGAACCCACCGAUGCUAAUCCGUCCCCCGAGCGAAGUGAACGCUUCACCCAACAGACAGAAUUCCCCGACGCCUGAUAACUUCCCUGUUAAGAUAAAAGCGGAAGUGAAAACGGAGCCCGAGUAUCAGUCGCCCCCGAUUUCACCCUCGCAACGACCGGUAUCACCUGACCUUCCUCGCAAUAGGAUCAAACACACAGAGAACAAAGCUCGACCCUUAGGUCCGUACGCGCCCCAAUACGGUCCCUACGGUCCUUACGCUCCGCCAGCCUCGCAAGCCGAAGUACUGCAGGCUCGUUUACACCAUAAUCCAUUGCAUCGCAUGGGGAACGUCCCGCCGUACCUUCACGGGGACACCAGGGGGUCACCUUCUAGUAGUCCACUUUCAGGUCCCGAAAGGAUGCCCUUCGAAGUCAUGCGGCCCGAGAGACCUCACGACGGCACACAUCCGGGAAAUAGAGGACUUCACGAAAUGCUCAGAGCCACCGGCCCAGAUAAAUUUAUGAUGCGGCACGACAGGCCCAUUAUGCACGAAGCUAAUAGACCGCCCACUAAUGAGGGCUCUAUUUUGCACGACAUGAUUAGGGCACCCAUAAGACCUAUUAUGCACGACAUGUUGAGGCCGCCGUUAGACCGACCCCCAUCCGAUUCCAUGGCGGAAAACAGAUUCUCGACGACACAGCCACAACUGCAAUCUCUACCUCGGCCUACGGCUCCCCAAAGAAAUAUACCCCACGACAUGAGAUAUCACGAAAUGUCUCGACCUCCCGGCCCCGACCGCCCCAUGCAUGAUAUGUUAAGGCCACCGGGACUCGACCGUUCUAUGCACGAUAUCGUAAGACAUCCUGGUCCAGAUAGAGCACACGACAUACGGCCGUCAGAUAGGCCUAUGCACGACGUGUUGCGGCCUUCUGGACCCGAUCGGUCUGCGCAUGAUCUUAUCCAGCAACCUGCGCAGGAUCGUCCCGUACAUGAUGCUAUCGGACAUUCUGGCCCGGAUCGUCCCGUGCACGAUAUGUUACGGCCGCCAGGUCCCGACAAAAUGUCAGAAUUAUCUAGGUAUCCGGAUCGGAAUCUGAUUCGUGACAUGUCUCGCUCCCACCCGGAUAUGAUAAGACCGAGUGGCCCAGAGCGACUGAUGGGUCACGACCUGCCUCCCCACUAUUCGUUUAUGCGGCCUCAAAUGCGCGCUCCUUACGGAAUGCCCAUUCGCCCGCCGGGGCCCGAGCACGCCAGCCCGAUUGUGCCGCCUUUCGCACAGUACGGUGACGUCAAUAAACAGUCGGUGCAGAUGAGAGAAUCGGUGCUCAUCAGAAAACCUUCCCCCGACCCAAACGAAUUGGAGUCCCGCGAGACUGAAUCUCCGAGGGACGAGGAACCGCCCGGGUCCCCUCCCGAAACUAAGCCGAUCGUACCCAACUUGGAAGAAAAUGUAAAUAAAGAUGUAGCGAUUAAGUUAAGCAAUAUUAAAGUAGAGCAACCGAGUGACAUUCCCGAGGGUCCCGAAAUCUCCCAACCGGAGGGAAGUCGUAUCCCUCGAGAGAUAAGGAACGUGGUACGGGAAGAGGGAAAUGUUCCCAGAGAUGAAGGAAGCGUAUUCGGCGGCUUAGUCAGUUAUUUCUCGAGCCAGCGCGAAGAUGACUUAGAUGCGUAGUGACUAGAUGAUGAACUGUAAAUAUAUAGAUAAUUGUAUUUAUACCGACGACGGCGCAGACGCCUAGACGCUCGCUGUGAUUAUAAUGUUAGGUUUCAUUUGGUCCUCGAAUACGAAUGUAUUAUUUUGUUUUUAAUUAAGUGAGAUUUAUUUAUAUACAGAAUUAUAAGUACUUAUUGUAUACUCUAAUGUGAAUUUUAUUACAGAGGUAUUUCUUUUUGCAAAAUAAAUGUUUUUCUCCUA